ACCUGGACACUUUAAAAUUCCAAAGACCAAAACAAAAAAAAUGGCUAUUAAAAGGAUCUUCACAACACAGAGGGAUAACAGUUUAACACAGAAACAGCAAACACCACAGAAAACACUUUUAUUCUUUAAACCACAAAGCAAAAAACAAAAAAACUAUUCAAUUUAAUGGGGAAAGGUGGAAAUUAUGCGACGGUGGCGACGGAAGAGGUUGAGGAGUUACGGAGGAGGAACGGAGAGUUGGAGAGAGAAAUGGAGGAGAUGAAGAAACAGAUGGUUCAGCUGUGGCGGCGGACUGUGGUGGCGGAAGAGGCCGAGGAGAGACUCUGCUCGCAAUUGGCUGAGCUUGAGGUCGAGUCUCUAGAUCAGGCGCGUGACUAUCAGUCUCGUAUUCUCUUCCUCAUGGAGCAAAUCUCCCGUCUCUCUGCUUCCUCCCUUGAAGUCGUUGUUACUAAUUCAUAGAUUGAUGGAUAUGUCACUGACCUGACUUCGUGCAUCAAACUAUAUUUUAACAAGAUUGAUUGAGACUUUUUUGAUUAACGAUAAUAUAAUUAAAAGUAAAUGAGAGCUUCACAACAGCAACAUAAAUUAGGUAGAAAGAGCAUCAAACUAUAUUUUAACAAGAGUUUAUCCAAUGCCUUUUUUGAUGA
Camelina sativa (false flax) is the source of this 647-nucleotide messenger RNA. Lineage: Eukaryota; Viridiplantae; Streptophyta; Magnoliopsida; Brassicales; Brassicaceae. The record is from RefSeq and is a predicted model, not a curated record.